GCGCAUUUAAAUAACAAAGUGGCAUUGUGUCAAGUCAUUUGUACGAGUGUUGUCGUCCAUCUUCAAAUCAUUCCUUUCUGUUGCCCAUUUCGGCGGAAAAAGACCCAUCAAACAGCGGAGGCCCAUCGUAACCUUACCAUGGUCACCCACAUCAACGAUAAGGCCGACCUUGUGUCGAAGCUCACCGAUGCCGGCGACCAACUUGUCGUCAUCGACUUCUUCGCUACUUGGUGCGGGCCAUGUAAAAUGAUUUCGCCGAAAUUGGAAGAGUUGGCUCAGGAAUUCCAAAACGUGCACAUUUUCAAGGUGGAUGUGGACGAAUGCGAAGAUAUCGCGAUGGAAUAUAAUAUUUCGUCAAUGCCUACUUUUGUUUUCGUGAAGAAUAGUCAAACGAUCACGCAGUUCAGCGGCGCCAACUAUGAAAAGCUCAGACAGUUGGUAGUGGAGAACAAGUAGAUUGUUUCGUUUUCUUUAAUUUUUUCAUGUACUUUUAACACAAAUAUUUGCAAAAAAAAAUUGUAAUCCGAGCAUUUUUCUUGAUUCAAUGCGUAGGUUCUGUUAUUUUUUAUAUUAAUUGUAUUUGAAAGCGUGAAUUGUUGUAUAUUUUGAGAUUCACCAAGUAGCGCCUUAAAUGAUGUAAAAGCAAAAUAAAGUCAUUAAAACGUAACAAAA
This is a messenger RNA of Tribolium castaneum (red flour beetle), 672 nucleotides long. RefSeq names its product Thioredoxin 2 (gene Trx2). Gene Ontology annotation, cellular component: cytosol. The transcript has 3 exons. Lineage: Eukaryota; Metazoa; Arthropoda; Insecta; Coleoptera; Tenebrionidae. The coding region runs from base 139 to 456 and encodes 105 amino acids. The record is from RefSeq and is a predicted model, not a curated record. Gene Ontology annotation, molecular function: protein-disulfide reductase activity.